AUGCAAAGUAUCCCAAUCUUUGCUCUAGCUUUAGCAGCCAAACAGAAAAAGCCAUGGACAUGCCCACGAAAGCUCUCCUCUUCUUCGCCCUUCUCAUCUCAUGCACACAGGCAGCUGACCCGUGUGCCACCCAAUCCGACCUCUCCAUCAUCCAUGUUUACGGCAAAUGUUCCCCGUUUGACCCCCCCAAGCCGGAGCCCAAUUGGGUCAACACGGUCCUCAAUAUGGCCGCAAAGGACCCAGCCCGACUCAGGUACCUGUCAUCCCUAGUGGCUCAGAAGGUCGUGUCCGUGCCCAUUGCGCCGGGCCAGCAGGUCCUUGGCAUAGGUAACUAUGUUGUCAGAGUCAAGCUUGGGACCCCUGGCCAGACAAUGUACAUGGUCCUGGACAACAGCUACGAUGCCACGUGGGCCCCGUGCGCCGGCUGCACGGGAUGCUCCUCCACCAUGUUCUCCCCGAAUUCCUCCACGUCAUACAGCUCACUCGACUGUUCCUUGCCCCAGUGCACCCAGGUCCAGGGGCUCCAAUGCCCCGCUACAGGAGCCGGAGCGUGCUUCUUCAAUCGGUCAUACGGUGGAGAUUCCUCCUUGGCUGCCACCCUAGUCAAAGACUCCCUUACCUUGGGCAAAGACGCGGUCUCCAACUAUGCCUUUGGGUGCAUAACUGCUAUCUCCGGCCGGUCCAUCCCGCCAGAGGGCUUGUUGGGCUUGGGUCGUGGCCCGAUGUCGUUAUUGUCUCAGACUGGCUCGCUCUACUCAGGUGUUUUCUCGUACUGCCUGCCCAGCUUCCGGUCCUACUACUUCUCGGGCUCACUCAAGCUCGGUCCAGCAAGCCAGCCUAAGAGGAUCCAGACCACCCCACUCUUGAAGAACCCGCACCGCCCUUCCCUCUACUAUGUCAACCUGACCGGCAUAAGCGUGGGUCGGGUCCUCGUUCCCAUUGACCCGAAAUUCCUAGCCUUCAACCCCACUACUGGUGCCGGGACCAUCAUCGACUCCGGCACGGUGAUCACCCGGUUCGUCCAGCCAAUCUACACAGCGGUGCGUGAUGAGUUCCGGAAGCAGGUCCAGGGCCCAUUCUCAAGCCUUGGGGCCUUCGACACAUGCUUCACGGCCACGAAUGAGGCUGCGGCCCCAAUCAUAGCAUUCCACUUCCAAGGCCUCGACCUGAAGCUGCCCCUUGAGAACAGCCUGAUACACAGCAGCGCAGGGUCGCUGGCCUGCCUGGCGAUGGCAGCGGCACCGAACAACGUGAACUCAGUGCUGAAUGUGAUCGCCAAUCUGCAGCAGCAGAACCUCAGGGUAAUGUUCGACACUGCCAAUUCCCAGAUAGGCAUUGCCAGGGAGCUCUGCAACUGACGAUGUCCGAACUUUAUUUGGUCUUUGAAUUGAUUAAUGUUGUUAUGAUAUCGUAUAGCUUCCUAUCUCUCUUCGAUGAUCUUUCUCUGAAUCAAUCAAGGCCUUGUUGUCAGAUUGAGAAUAAAGAAUGGUUGCGGCCAUGGAAAAUUUUUGCUCGAAAAAGGAGUUGUUCUGUUCUGUAACUCCUAUGGAUGUUUCCAAGCAUAAUGCAGACAAGGAAUUCUGUUUUUGUCAA
This is a messenger RNA of Punica granatum (pomegranate), 1593 nucleotides long. NCBI's taxonomy places the organism in Eukaryota, Viridiplantae, Streptophyta, Magnoliopsida, Myrtales, Lythraceae. The record is from RefSeq and is a predicted model, not a curated record.